GCCAACAGGCCCAUUUGACACCACCUGAGUCGUCCCUCCUACCCAUCUCGACGAUGCGAUUUACACCCGACGUUUCUCCCCCCCAUGGCUGACGUAGACAAGAAGACGGAUGGCCCCGAGCCAUAUUCCUCGACGGGCUUCGACUUCACCCUGUUGCCCGACUACGCGAACGACUUUGUCGAAGAAGACCAUUUUAUCGAAUUCGAAAAAGCUCUCGCUGCGCCCGAGAACUCUCCCUCGACCGAAGACCUCACCGCCCUGCCGCCCGAUCGAACCUUCAUCUCCGCCCAAAAUGACUGGCGACCCGUCCACCAGCGCGUCAAGCGGCGCAAGAAGAGCAAGGCGCCCCCGCGACGCGGCAAGGACGAGACGCGUGAAGGCUUCGUCUAUGUGCUGCUCAAGUGGCCACUGCUCUUGGUAGUGCUGGGGUGGCUGUUCUUCCUCAGCAUAGCCUACGUCUUUACUCGCCUGUACAUAUACCUCUAUGAACACUGGAUCACAUGGCGAGGCACACGUCAAAGACUGAGGCAGCGGCUGCAGGAUGCGCGAUCCUACGAAGAGUGGAUCGAAGGCGCAAAGGAGCUCGACGCAUACCUGGGCAACGAAUCGUGGAAGGAAAAGGCUGACUAUGCCUACUACGACAGCAAGACGAUUGCAAGAGUACACCAGCAGAUGGUCAAACUGCGGGAAAAGGCCGAAGCAGAAGAGAAGAUCGGAUCAGGGACAAAAGCCCCCAAAGGCCAACACACGGCUGUCGAGGAUCUUCGUGCACUGCUAGAAGCCUCCAUGAAGAACAACUUCGUAGGCUUCGAGAACCCCCGACUGUACAGCGAGACGUACUACGGAACCAAAGACCUCGUCCAGAAAUUCGUCGACGAAGCCGAGACCUCGCUUACUUUCCUACUGCAAACGACACAGCUCGAUGCAGAGAACAAGCGCGCCCUGUUCAAACACCUCGGCAGUAACUUCGGUCGCACUGCGCUAUGUCUGUCUGGAGGAGCGACAUUUGCAUACUACCACUUCGGUGUGGCCAAGGCUCUGAUGGAUGCCGAAUUGCUGCCAGAAGUCAUCACUGGUACAUCUGGUGGAGCUCUCGUCGCUGCACUGCUAUGCACGAGGACCGACGACGAACUCAAGAAACUGCUUGUACCCGCUCUGGCCCAUCGCAUCACGGCUUGUCACGAAGGCAUUCUCACUUGGUCAAAGAGAUGGUACAAAACUGGAGCGAGAUUUGACAGCGUCGAUUGGGCCAAAAAAUGCGCGUGGAUGACUCGUGGCAGUCUGACGUUCAAGGAAGCAUAUCAGAGGACUGGACGUAUACUGAAUGUCUCUUGCGUGCCCUCCGACCCCCACUCUCCGACCAUCUUAGCCAACUACAUCACGGCUCCGGACUGUGUUGUCUGGUCAGCAGUUUUGGCAUCUGCUGCCGUCCCUGGAAUUCUCAACCCAGUGGUCCUCAUGAAAAAGAACAAGGAUGGCAGUCUUUCACCCUACUCUUUUGGACACAAGUGGAAGGAUGGGAGUCUCCGGACGGACAUUCCAUUGAAAGCGCUGAACCUCCACUUCAACGUCCGAUUUUCAAUCGUCAGCCAGGUCAACCCCCAUAUCAACAUCUUCUUCUUCUCAUCCCGUGGCUCGGUUGGUCGACCUGUCACCCAUCGCCGUGGACGCGGAUGGAGAGGCGGUUUCCUUGGUUCCGCCACAGAGCAGUACCUCAAGCUCGAUCUUAACAAAUGGCUAAAGGUGCUUCGCCAUCUUGAGCUUCUACCGCGACCACUAGGCCAGGACUGGAGUGAACUCUGGCUACAACGCUUCAGUGGGACCAUUACAAUCUGGCCCAAGUCCAUACCUUCAGACUUUAUGUAUAUCCUCUCGGAUCCAACCCCAGAGCGGCUGGCACGCAUGAUACACGUUGGACAACAAUCGGCUUUCCCCAAGCUGAAGUUUAUCGCGAAUCGUGCCAAGUUGGAAUAUGCCAUUCAGGAAGGGAGGCGGAGAUUCAGACCCCGCGGCGCACGCGAUGACGAUAUUGUCAACGCUCUUAGUGAAGAGGACCUUCGUAGCUUGCUCAAGCGCACAAGGAGCGAUGGCCCUGACGAUGGGGCUCCAUACCCAGCUACAGAGUCAGAGUCCUCCUCCACUGCAGGACCAUCGCGGCCAAGCUCGCCCGUGAACCUCCCUCUCGGCCUUACAUUCGCUCGUAAGAAGAAGAAUGCGCCAGCUGAUCUAGCGAGCACUGCUGAGAAGCCAGACGCCCCCGACAGCCCAUCGUUGGGAAAACGAUUGAGCGGAUGGUGGUCCGCUAUGUCGCCCCAAGCCACAACACACUCUACAGCCCUCAAGCCUCGUCCCCGUGAUUCGCCAUUUAGUCACGAUCGUCCUAAUUCAAUGUUCGAGUUCCGACCAAGCGGCGACAUCAUAGACGUCCCUACAGGAAGAAAGCAGAGUAGGGUUUUCGACGACUCGGACGGUGCCGAGGAAAGUCAAGAUGUAUCAAGGCGCAGACAGCAGCACAAAGGAGGCAUGUUUGGCGACACCGAUGCUAGUAUGAAAGACACUGAGGAUCAUGGCGAGGCAGCAGAUUUCGGUGACGACGAGGAAGACCGAGACGAAGUGCAAAAUGUUGGAGUGGGUCUUGGUCUUGAGGGGCAGGGUUUAUAGAUUGCCUUCCUUCACCUAAAAUCUAAAUUAGAAUGUAAAGAUAUUAAUGGCAAAGUUAUUCAUCUCCAGCUUAUAGCACACUUCUGGUAAGGCUGCGAAGGCUGUAUAGAACGCAAACAAUGUGUAUGGAGGAAUUUUUUGAAAUGGUCAACCAUCUAGCCUCAG
Alternaria rosae is the source of this 2826-nucleotide messenger RNA. Its product is annotated as acyl transferase/acyl hydrolase/lysophospholipase. The coding region runs from base 85 to 2661 and encodes 858 amino acids. Gene Ontology annotation, molecular function: triacylglycerol lipase activity. NCBI's taxonomy places the organism in Eukaryota, Fungi, Ascomycota, Dothideomycetes, Pleosporales, Pleosporaceae. Gene Ontology annotation, biological process: lipid metabolic process. The transcript has 3 exons. The record is from RefSeq and is a predicted model, not a curated record.